Molecule: messenger RNA, 635 nt
Organism: Pocillopora verrucosa
Lineage: Eukaryota; Metazoa; Cnidaria; Anthozoa; Scleractinia; Pocilloporidae
Source: RefSeq, a predicted model, not a curated record
UUUUUCUAAAGUUUGAAAACACGCUGUGGCCGUUCUCUGGAAUUAUUGCUCACGAGCGUUUUCUGAGAACAUGCUCUUUGUAUUCUACUGCUUCGUUCUCGUCGUUUUGGCUUCCCUAAUACCAGAAGGACAAGGUAACUGCCGUAAUUUGAAGUUUACCAGUUUUCCUAAACCUGGCUACAGGUUGGAGAAUCACACGGUUCGAACUAUUGAAGUAUUCGACGAGGAUCUCUGCAUGGCGCAAUGCUACCUGGAACCUAACUGCGUCAGUUAUAACUUCCAUACGAUAACACAGCUGUCUGGAACACACAAGUGUGAUCUGAAUAACGCUACUAUUGAACACGAUAAAGAUCUGGUGAAAAACGAAAGUUAUAUUUACCGCGGUGCUGAGAAUGCUUGUGCCAGAAAUCCUUGCAAGAAUAAUGCAACAUGCCAAGCUGGGUUUACAGACAGAGAUUAUCAGUGUUUAUGUGUUCUUGGAUCUGGAUUUGAAGGCCAUGAUUGUGGUGAAGAUAUAGAUGAGUGUAUCACCAAAAAACACAGCUGCGAAGGCAAUACGACAUGCAAUAACACCAUCGGAUCGUAUAUCUGCAGGCGUAAGGAGGGAUAUCAAGAAAUUGAGACAAACUGUACUG